Messenger RNA from Dunckerocampus dactyliophorus (ringed pipefish), 2928 nucleotides. It is a transcript of the gene acd, whose product is annotated as ACD shelterin complex subunit and telomerase recruitment factor. The transcript has 2 exons. NCBI's taxonomy places the organism in Eukaryota, Metazoa, Chordata, Actinopteri, Syngnathiformes, Syngnathidae. Gene Ontology annotation, biological process: telomere capping; telomere maintenance via telomerase. Gene Ontology annotation, cellular component: chromosome, telomeric region; shelterin complex; telomerase holoenzyme complex. Gene Ontology annotation, molecular function: telomeric repeat DNA binding. The record is from RefSeq and is a predicted model, not a curated record. Bases 301 to 1953 code for a protein of 550 amino acids.
GCCAGAGCCAUCAUUUAAAUAAAAUUGUUACAAAAGUAUAUGCGUAAGACGUUUAGAUGAUUCUAGAAAGUAGUUAUGUCGUCAGGUAUACCGCUGAAAGGCAAGAAAAAGGGGGAGCGUGAAGCGAAGUCUAACGUACCUAUUUUGUCAGGUUGACCUCGAAGUACUUCCGGGUUCUGUAAGUAAACUUGAUCGCUCGACUAUGUACAAAUGGUUUCUAUUUCACGCAAACUCUUGAAUGUCACACGGAUUUCAGAAGGUAACAGGUGAAACCACAGAGACACAACGUGAAAGUUAAACAUGCGUCGUGCGAAUCGUAACAGGCUGUCUCCAUGGAUAGAGAAACUGAUCCAGAGCUAUGGCAGUGAAGAGGGGAGCAGUGGCCGUGUGCGACUGAAAGCUCACGUCAUUGGUGUGGGUCAGCUGUCUCAGUCCCAGGCCCAGAAUUUUGAAGGGCCCACAGCGCUGCUUUUCCUGUCUGAUGGAGUAGUUCAGAUCCCUGCUGUUCUCACAUCAGCUGCAUGGGAGGAUCUCCAAGAGAAUGGGGAUAUGGAAUGUUUCACCAGCCUGCUUAAUAGCACCGUUGGCAUGAGAAACUACCACCUGCAGUUUCACAUGGCCAUGGAAAACACCAGAUGUAGGUUCUUCUUAUCAGUUGGAAAGAUGGUCAUCGAUGGAACUGGCCCAGCUAAAGACAAAACUCCCUGCUGCACUACUUUGCCCUCUGUUCAGCAGAAGAUCUAUGAGACAUGGAGGUCACUCAUGGUUCAGGAUGUGCAGGAAUCUCAAAACAGCCAGAUUGGCUUUGAUCUGACAGAGUUGCUGGGGGAGUGGCAGCAUGACUGUUUGCAGACAGUGCUGGAGGACGUGAAGAAUAGACUGAUGCUGGUAAACAGCGUGAGCCAGCAGCCUUCCACAUCCACUGGCAUCCCAUCGCUUACUCAAUCGGGCAUGUUCACUGCCACAAGUUGGGACACUGAACGGGUUCAAGAUAAGGGCAUAGAAUGUUUCAGUAUUCCGACAAAGUAUCUACUCAUCCCAGAAGGAGAUGCUCCUCUGGGACGAAAAGCAAAUGUAGCCAGACUGACACCUGAUGGGGACGGGGAGUUGGAUUUACAGCUUGGUGAUCCGACACAGUCAUUUGUCGAUGCUGCUGACAGGCAAACAGACACACAUGCAGGUGGAGAGGGCGAAAACCGUUCUGUCUUUGCAGAGAACAUCAUGCAUGUCGACAGCGUAAGUGUAGAUAUGACUGGUAAGGACAUCAUACCUUUAGAAGACCCUUGGCACAUAUUUCCUGCACCAUGCGGCUCCUCUGCUUCUUGUGAUGAGUCCCCAGAAGCAACCCAAAUCCAGUUUGUUCCUCCCCAGCAACAAAAGUGUCCUGUGAACACAACCAGCACCCACGUGCCUAUAAAAGCACAACCUGAUGUCAACACCUCCCAGCACAGCAAAGGAGAACACAGCUCUUUACCGCCGUACCAAAAACUGCCACCCGCAUCCGGCAACAGCAAUAACACACAAACACAACACAUUCACAGUGCUUCCCAAGAAAAACAGACUUUGAUGGAGAAUUUGGACACACAACAAGAGAUGGUUGAGAGACAAUGUAGAAAGUCAAAGAGAAAACUGGAACACGAGCCUUUGCAAAAUACACAAAACAAAGUCACAUUGGAGGAAGAGGAAGAAGCUCAUCGAAGUGGGAGCCCUCCGUCGUGGCUCUUUGACUCGAUGACAGCUUCAGGAGUGGAUGAUGGCAGCAUUCAGGUUCAAACCAUACUUGCAGAAAAAAGAAAAACUCCUGCUGUUCACAGUGAUGGCCGCCGGUUCUCAUACACGUAUACAGUGUCUGGUCAGAAUCUGCUUGACUUCAGCCAGUUCAAAGUGGAAGAUUCUCUGCUGCAUUGGGCUGUCAAGUAUCUUGUCGCCCCAAAGCAGGCAACACAUCUGUAACAUUUGCCAACACUGCUGUCACUGGAUCCCAGCUGCUUGUACUGGCGUUUAGAAAAACGUACAAAUUCUAAUAAAUUAUAUUUUUUAAAGGGACUGUAUGCAUCUGGCUCCAAAUUGCAUUGUUUUCAACAAAAAAAAUCUAAGAACCCCGCUGCCAGCUAGCAUAUGUUACCAAUAGUCGUUUAAAAGAAAAGACUGUACCAAAAAUGUUGAUAUUUUUCACAAUUACGAGGGAAACAGCAUUAAAAUUGUCAUAAAUUUUCAUUCGGUCAAGAAAUAACUGGCGUUCAUGGAUGUCACUCACGGCUGUUGGUAUUCACGUACAUCAGGGGUCACCGCGGGCACCACGUAGCCCCCCACGACCACAUGAAGUGCCCGCAAGGCUGCUUUUCAUUCAGGUUUUCAGUUAAUAAUGAAAGAACAGUAGAAAGAAAUGCAUUCUGAAAUACAAAAUGUGAGUUGUGGACACCAGCAUUUUGUUAAUGUUCUACUAAAACAAGCAUAUUCGCUUUGUUUGGGUUUGAAAUAAGCUCUGAAAAUAAAUGUUACAAAAAUGAGUAGCUCUUGGCCAUUUUCAUUUUGUAAAAGUAGCUCUCACAAGGAAAAACGUUGGUGACCCCUGACGUACAGGAACCCAUACACACACACAGAAGCAGUCUCAGACAUUACAUUCAUGUUGUUGUUACAAUAGGCGAUUCAUUCAAUGAUAGCUAACAUUAGCAGCUAAACUUUAACCCAAAUUUCUAUCAUUAGCUGACCAGAAACGUAACUAUUGUGUGUGUGUUACGUUGGCGUACUCAAGGACGGAAGAGGGUGGGAUGUAAUGGUAGCAGUAUGUUCGUAUGGUGGCGCCCUCUAGGCAACUGGAGGAACCGCUGCAUGCAGUCCCAUUAAGAACGUACAAUUCAUGUUCAGUGUGUGUUGAAGUCCCGUAAAUAUAUCCUGUAUGGUUGUAAAUAAAACAACAUUCUAGGU